UCUUCACCGGCUCAUCGGAAAUCAUGACCGGCGCCAGCAGCCACAGCCGAUCUUCGGAAGCGAACACUCGGCCGACGAGUGCCUUUCUGAGAUGGUGGUUGAUUUUCUUGAAGGCGGUGAAUGCGGGAGUAGUUCGCCGGCGGGUGAUUUUUUUGACGCGACGGAGAUGAAUGUUGUGGAGACGGAUUGUACGGCGGCGGUGGGUGAAAUUCGAAGAAUGGUAGCUUUGAACGACGGCUAUGUGGAGCCUUAUAGAGAAUUGCUUGUAGGUGAUGUUAUGGAAGCGGCGGCGUCUUCAUCAAACGGUGACGUUUCGCGGCGGAGGUUGGUGAUGAUCCUUCGUGAGCUUCAUCACGAUGCGGCGAUUUGUAAGACGAAAUGGGGUGGCUCCCAUGGUGUCGCCGCUGGUGACUAUGAAUUCAUCGACGUUGUCAGUGGGAAAAUUCGGUACUUGAUCGAUACGAACUUUUCCGCUCAGUUUGAAAUCGCAAGACCGACAAUCCAAUACACAAAGAUAUUAAAAUUUCUACCUUUAAUUUUCAUUGGAACAGCUGAGGAGUUGAAGAAGAUCGUGAGAAUCAUGUGUGACGCCGCAAAGAGAUCACUAAAUCUUACGAAUCUUAUAGUACCACCAUGGCGAAGAAAUGGCUACAUGCAAAAUAAAUGGUUGGGGCCGUACCGUCGAACUGUAAAUCCAAUUUCUGACACGUUUCCAACAUCUACAUCAAAAAACACGACCCAGUGGCAGGUGAAGUGUCGGUGGAUUGGGUUCGACGAUACCUCUUCCAUGGAAGUCGUGAUUUAAG
Molecule: messenger RNA, 806 nt
Organism: Cucurbita pepo subsp. pepo (vegetable marrow)
Lineage: Eukaryota; Viridiplantae; Streptophyta; Magnoliopsida; Cucurbitales; Cucurbitaceae
Source: RefSeq, a predicted model, not a curated record